AUGGCGCCCUCCAUACCGCCUGUCCCCGGGAGCAGCAUGCCUGCGGGACGUGCUAGCGCCGGCAUGGCUCCAGCAAGCCACAUGGCUAUCACCACCCUUAAAGUCGAUGGUAUGACUUGCAGCGCUUGCACAUCAGCGAUCGAGUCAGCAUUUGAGGGUGUCAAGGGAACGGGAGAGGUAUCGGUCAGUUUAAUGAUGGGAAGGGCCGUGGUACACCACGAUCUGGAUGUCCUAUCGGUGGGGCAGAUCACAGAGAUGAUCGAAGAUCGCGGUUUCGAUGCCGAGGUUUUGAGCACCGAUAUACCGCAGGAAAAGGGCGACAAGCAAGUUAACGCGACGAAGCCUUCGCAAUGCACGACAACUCUCUCGGUACAAGGAAUGACGUGUGGUGCUUGUACGUCUGCCGUGGAGGGAGGCUUUACGGACGUUUCCGGAGUCGAAUCAGUGACGGUAUCAUUACUUUCAGAAAGGGCUGUUGUAGUACAUGAUCCCUCUGUGAUUACUGCAGAGCAGAUUGCAGAGAUCGUCGAGGACCGGGGAUUUGACGCGAGUGUCAUAGAGUCGAAAACGUCCAAGUCGGGCCUUGCAAACGACCCUUCCUUGGGGAAAGUAUCCGCGCAGAUGAAAACCACAGUUUCCAUCGAAGGAAUGACGUGCGGCGCAUGCACUUCGGCUGUGGAUAAUGCUGUCACAGGACUGCCAGGUUUGAUUCGUUUCAAUAUCAGCCUGUUAGCGGAGCGCGCGGUAGUGGUCCAUGACCCAUCUGUUCUCCCUGCAUCCAAAAUUGCGGAGUGUAUUGAGGAUGCUGGGUUUGACGCGCGAAUACUGUCCUCCGAACCAGAUACUUCUGUUCACUCCACGACUUCUACGUCUCUCAACUUUAACGUCUACGGAGUACCUGACGCGGCCUCAGCCACCGCACUGGAGGAUCUCCUUCUCAAAAACCCCGGAAUUUCGGCCGCAAGUGUUCGACUCUCGAACUCACAGGUCUCAGUAUCGUUCAACUCGUCACAGAUAGGAAUCCGAGCUGUGGUCAAGGUUUUUGAAGAUGCUGGUUAUAAUGCGCUUCUCGCCGAGUCUGAUGACAAUAAUGCCCAGCUUGAAUCCCUUGCAAAGACUAGAGAGAUCCACGAGUGGCGGAGAGCAUUUAUUCUUUCAUUGUCCUUCGCCAUUCCUGUCAUGCUAAUAAGCAUGAUAUUCCCCAUGUACUUAUCAUUCCUCGACUUCGGCAAAGUAGAGCUAAUUCCGGGGCUAUUCCUCGGAGAUGUUGUAUGCCUACUUCUUACGCUACCUGUUCAGUUCGGAAUUGGCCUAAGGUUUUAUCGAGCUGCCUUCAAAUCGCUAAAGCAUGGCUCUCCAACCAUGGACGUCCUCAUUAUGCUGAGCACCUCCCUUGCAUUCUCCUUCAGCAUUUUGGCAAUUCUAGUUUCCGUCAUCCUACCGCCACACACAAAACCGAGUACUGUUUUUGAGACCAGUACAAUGCUUAUUACCUUUAUCACUCUGGGACGGUGGUUGGAAAACCGAGCCAAGGGGCACACCUCACGCGCUCUCUCACGGCUUAUGUCCCUUACGCCUUCUAUGGCAACAAUCUACGAGGACCCAGUUGCUGCUGAAAAGGCGGCUGAAGGCUGGAAGAAAAUUUCUACGUCAACCUCUGCGGACAAACCAGAAUCAACGCCAGCAGCCGCUCAAACAGGGCAAAGAGUCAUCCCUACUGAGCUUAUUCAAGUCGGCGAUAUCGUGUGCAUUCGGCCGGGCGACAAAAUUGCCGCCGAUGGUGUCGUCAUUCGUGGUGAAAUGUAUGUCGACGAGAGUAUGGUGACAGGAGAAGCCAUACCUAUCAACAAAUUUCCUGGUCAAAAUGUAAUUGCCGGUACAGUCAACGGUACUGGAUGGGCAGACUUCCGUGUAACGAGAGCCGGCAGAGAUACCCAAUUGAGCCAGAUUGUCAAGCUUGUUCAGGAAGCACAGACGAGCCGCGCUCCUAUUCAACGAAUGGCUGAUACCGUUGCUGGCUACUUCGUCCCCGCCAUCAUCACUCUGGGCUUCGUUACUUUUAUUGGAUGGAUGAUAUUAAGCCAUCUCCUCCCACAUCCACCCAAAGUCUUCCUUACAGAAGGUAGUGGAGGAACACUGAUGGUAUGCUUGAAGAUCUGUAUAUCGGUCAUUGUCUUCGCGUGUCCUUGCGCCCUUGGACUUAGCACGCCAACUGCAGUCAUGGUCGGUACUGGUGUAGGAGCUGAACACGGCAUCUUGGUCAAAGGUGGUGCGGCGCUGGAAGCUGCUACCAAGAUCAAACAUGUUGUAUUUGACAAGACCGGGACCUUGACCAUGGGAAGGACGAAUGUCGCAGAGACCAAAAUGGAACCAACGUGGUCUACGAAUGAGUGGCGACGCCGGCUCUGGUGGGUCAUUGUAGGCUUAACGGAAAUGACCAGCGAACACCCAAUUGGCAAUACCAUUGUUUCAAAAGCCAAGUCUGAAUCCGGAAUAUCAGAUGAUGACCCCCUUGAUGGUGCUGUGGUCGACUUCGAGGUGAUGGUCGGAAAGGGAGUUUCGGCAACGGUUGAGCCAGCCGCAGGUUCCGAACGUCAACGGUACAGCGCCCACAUUGGAAACGCAAUAUUCAUCCGUUCGAAGGGGAUCAAGAUUCCCUCUUCCGCAGACCCAGACCUUCAAGCAGCUCAGCCCCAACAACAAAGAACAAAAUCCGAUGCUUUGAAAACCGCGACAGUAAUCCAUGUUGCUAUUAGCGAUCAAUAUGCCGGCACAAUCUGGCUUCAGGAUUCUAUCAAGCCCUCCGCGAAAGCUGCCGUUGCAGCUCUGCACCGCAUGGGCCUUACAACUUCUCUUGUAACAGGAGACACUUAUAACACCGCCCUCGCCGUUGCAAACGAGGUCGGCAUACCCGCAAGCGCCAUCCAUGCCUCAGUCAGCCCUCUAGAAAAACAAUCGAUCAUAAGCGAACUGCAGACACCCAAAUACCCAAUCGCAAUGGUUGGAGACGGUAUCAAUGACUCGCCUGCUCUAGCAACCGCCUCUGUCGGAAUUGCACUCUCAUCCGGUACAGAGGUCGCCAUGGAGGCAGCCGACAUCGUUCUCAUGAGGCCAGAGGAUUUACUUUCCGUACCAGCCAGUCUCUGCCUGUCGAGAUCAAUCUUCAACCGCAUCAAACUCAAUCUCCUUUGGGCCUGCGUAUAUAACGCCGUCGGUAUACCCUUCGCAAUGGGAAUAUUUUUACCAUUCGGUGGUGUGUCUCUUCACCCCAUGGCUGCCGGUGCUGCCAUGGCGGCGUCAAGCGUCAGUGUAGUGGUGAGCAGUUUACUUCUCAAAUUCUGGAAACGACCACGUUGGCUCAAGGUUGAACGCCUUGAAAGGGAAAUUGAUGAGGGCCUGAUUGAUUCUACGGGCCAGGCGUACCGAAAAGGCGGACAAUGGUGGAAGAAGACUCCCUUCACAUCACCAAUCUCCUCUGCGAAACAGAAUUGGACCGGUGCCUUUGGUCUUGUGUCUCGCGUUAUGGGCAGGCGAAGCAAAACCACGGAGGAAGAUGGCUAUGUUCCUUUGCAGACGGUAGACAAUGGCUUCUAG
Messenger RNA from Arthroderma uncinatum, 3594 nucleotides. RefSeq names its product CLAP1. Gene Ontology annotation, molecular function: P-type divalent copper transporter activity; ATP binding; copper ion binding. Gene Ontology annotation, biological process: copper ion homeostasis; monoatomic cation transport. NCBI's taxonomy places the organism in Eukaryota, Fungi, Ascomycota, Eurotiomycetes, Onygenales, Arthrodermataceae. Bases 1 to 3594 code for a protein of 1197 amino acids. The transcript has a single exon. The record is from RefSeq and is a predicted model, not a curated record. Gene Ontology annotation, cellular component: membrane.